AUGGGGUGGCGGGUGCAGCACACGUGCCACCUGGGGAGCGAAGUGGAGAUGCGCGUGGGCGGAGACUUCGUCUACGACCCGCGCGUCGGCGACCCGACGACUGACCUCCUCCUGGUGGCGGGCGGGAUCGGCGUCAACCCGCUCUACUCCAUGAUUCAGCACGCCGCAGACCUGCUGCAAGAGGGCGCCACGGGCAUCGCCGUCGCCAAGCCGCGCGCGGUCACGCUGCUGUUCAGUGCGAAGACGAGGCAGGAGCUGAUACACAGGAGGACUCUGCAGAUGCUGUCGGAAGAGUUUCCAACGAUUAACGUUCGGCUAUUCGUAACGCAGGAGCCAGAGGCAGGCGAUGUCAACAUCGCUGUGGGCAGGAUAGGAGAGGCGCAGCUCCGCGACGCGUUAGAUGGCCUCGAGAAGAGCGCCACCUGGUGUUACGUUUGCGGCCCGACCCCGAUGAUCGACGAGGUCGAGACUGCGCUACAGAAGCUCGGCGUCACCAAGGAUCGCAUCCGGGCGGAGAAGUGGUGUUAGGAACGCGUGCGCGCGCUGGCGGGGAACGCUCCCUCGGACGCCGCCUUCGCUCUCUCGCUGCGUCGGUCGUCACGUAGGUGGCAGCACGGUUGCGGCGUGCUCCGCCUUGUCGUUCUGCGAGCGAAGUGGCUAAACUGGCGGCGGUUUCACGAGCUAUCAGCCCGGCUUUCUACGUGCGUCCGCGCCGCGGUUGCAUGAAAAUUUAUAUAUUCGGUGUGCAGCCGUUCGCUCACUACUUAUGCGCUGUAGACAGUUGUUAGGUCGUUCCUGUGUUCUUUGUAUCGUUUAACUGCAAAGGCGAAACCUUGGCUACUUUAUACCCGUAAUGGGGUUAAGUCUAACCAUUCGUGUUGCUACGACAGACGUUGAAGGGGGGGGGAGAGGUCAACGAGGAAUAUUGCAAUGAAGAUAUAGUCCAGAAAUGGUUUGGUGCUUUGAACUCUGGUCAUGAAACGUCCACUGAUUGGUAGUUUUUCAUACGUACUCGUAAGAAAACUACAAACCGUUUCCUUCCUAUACAUUUUAAAAGGAUCGAACGUUGUCUUAACUGGCCUUGGUUUUUUGCACGCAUUACAGUGAAAAUUGAAUCAUGUAUUCAAAUGUGGAGUGGUAAGGAAUCAACAAGAGCGCUUAUGAUUAUAAAUCGUCGAUAUGUAUUAGAGCGAUAAACAACAAGAGACUGUUGUGUGACGAGUUCAACUGUCUUUUGGAGUUUGUAGCUCCAUCUUCUGUGCAUGAAGUAUGAAAUUAUGCCACUUCUCCAGAAUGUAUUAAAACAUUCCAAGGUAUUAAAUACUAAUUUAAAAACUAAUUUAUUUGAAACAGUGUAAUUAUGAUGUCAUUAAAAUUAGGUGCUUCCUGUGCAUUUUCUCUCUUCCUAGUAGAAUUUUUGGUUGUUUCUGUAAUAAAUGCAUUAUGAUACAUUUUGUAAAUAAGAAGACUAGUUUUGUGUUCAGGUUGCUCAUGAUGUGUAGCCACACAUGUAGACAGAUUUAGCAAACUGCUGCCUGCAGUGCAAUACUCAUGUAGACUUUAUACAGCGUGACUUUAUAUGCCAUCCUUGUUGUCUGCUAUGCACAAAGAUGCUAGUUCAGCGGAGAACCGGAGCGAAGUCGAGAAACUUUCGCAUUGGCGCUUGUAUAUUUCAUGUGACAUCAUUCACUAUAUACACGCGUAUUGCAGUAAUUACGUUACUGAUGAUUAGAUAGUAGUGGCAUUGAUCACCAGGUGGCAGCUUUCUGUGUGACUCAAAGCGGUUAAAAUAAAUUACUUUGCUGCCCGACAUA
Priapulus caudatus is the source of this 1814-nucleotide messenger RNA. Its product is annotated as oxidoreductase NAD-binding domain-containing protein 1-like. The coding region runs from base 1 to 528 and encodes 175 amino acids. Gene Ontology annotation, cellular component: mitochondrion. The transcript is spliced from 4 exons. The record is from RefSeq and is a predicted model, not a curated record. Lineage: Eukaryota; Metazoa; Priapulida; Priapulimorpha; Priapulimorphida; Priapulidae. Gene Ontology annotation, molecular function: oxidoreductase activity.